GGUAGUUUUUAUAUGGAAAGAGCGAAAACAGCUUGUAAACUGAGACAUGUAGUGGAUGUUGUCCAACAAAACUUAGCCAGUUAUCGGAAAGACUUCAAAGAUGGAGCAAAAGGAUAUGUAUUACAACAAGGCGGAGUACAUAGAAACCGCAUCUGGAAACAAAGUAAGUCGUCAGUCAGUUUUGUGUGGAAGUCAAAACAUUGUUUUAAAUGGAAAGACAAUCAUUCAGUCUGACUGUAUUCUCCGUGGAGAUCUAGCAAAUGUCAGAAUUGGACGGCAGUGCGUCAUAAGCAAGAGAAGCGUUAUAAGACCACCAUUCAAGAAAUUCAGCAAAGGGGUUGCAUUU
Messenger RNA from Orbicella faveolata, 346 nucleotides. Its product is annotated as dynactin subunit 5-like. The record is from RefSeq and is a predicted model, not a curated record. Gene Ontology annotation, cellular component: dynactin complex. Lineage: Eukaryota; Metazoa; Cnidaria; Anthozoa; Scleractinia; Merulinidae.